CUUUCAAACAGUAUGAACGAUUUUAGUCUAAAGAAAGCUUUCAAGAAGUAUAAUAGAUUUUUAAAGAAGAAACAGGAUACAAAUACCAGGCUGGCGGAUUUAAAGAAGAAAAUCGCAACCUUUUUUGGCCAGAAAAGUAUUUAGAUUGAAUAAGACACCUGUGAAAGGAUCGAAAAAGCAACAAAGAGAAUUAGCAGGAAUUUUGGACGGGUCAAAGCCAAGAAAGGGUAAUUUAGAAAAGUCUCACAUAUUCCCUAAUGUUAAAGAAUCUGACAAGCUACCUAAAAGAAGACUUGCAGAGGAAAUCUCGCAGGGAAGGUACAAUCAAUACAAGAAUUGCAAGAAUUUUUCGACUAUUGAGCCAAGAGAAGUGCUAGGAAAUAUGUUUCCUGAAAAGGUCUUAUCCAGCUCAGUUCAGAGGCCCAACAUCAGAUAUAAGCUGAAAACAUCCCAAGGGUUAUCCAUGGACACAGUGUAUUCUAAUUUUGGGUCAAGUAAACUUCAAAGCACAUCGAUGAAAUCUCGAGAGGAGCAUUUCAACUCUAAUAAAUUUAGAAGCUUUAAUAAUCGAAAGAGCAGUGUCUCUUCCAGUGAUGCGAAGGAAGACUUUGCAAGAGAGGAAGAUCAACAAGAGGCCCUCCCUACUAUUAAAAACCAAGGAGAUAUUAUUCUUGAGGAACCAAGCAGAAGCAGUCAAAGGGAAUUGAGGAAAAGAUCUAGAAUGAAGUCUCAUGAGAAGCUUACUCUUGCUCGUAUGAUCAAGGUAGAUGUAUCAGAAUCUGCGGAUUGCAAGCCACAAGUAACUUUACUCAAAAAUGUUUCAAAUCCAAAGAGCUUUGAUAAUUUUCAUCCCACCUCUAUUCGUCAGGAAUAUGAAGGUAAUUAUUCUGAGGAGAAGCCAAGAAAGCCUCGCUAUCAUAGUCAAAGUGUAAAAAGAAAGUUACGGUACUCCGAGCGAGGAAACAGCUCACCAGUCAGAGAAUUUAGCAACAUCAACAACAGCAAUGUCAAAGCGGACCUAAACUUUAAACUUUCAAGAUAUGACAAAGCCAAGAAAGUAUUAAAACUAAUCGAAACACGACCUAUGCGCUAUAAAGAUGGUCGGAAGAACAUCAUCAGAGUAAAGACUAAAUUGCAUAAGAAGAAAAGGAAGAAUAAGAGUCAUCGGAUUCAGCCUAAAAAUGAUGAAAAUUUGAAAACCAUGAUUAAGUUUAAUACCAAGAAUAGUGAUUAUUCUGAUGACACCAGAGAUCUUCUGAGAUAUAUCAAGUCACAAAAGAAUGUUAAUGUUGAGCAAGAAAAAUUGGCAAAAUUGUUGAAGAAAAUUGAUAAAGUAGAUCAAGUGAAUUCAAGAGUGAAGAUUCCGAAUAAAAAUUCACUUCCUUCUUCUUUUCCAUACAAUCUCACUCCUACUGAAGAAAGAAACCUCACAAAAUUCAAAUACCAAGACAAUGUAAACAUCUUCACAGAAAUAAACUAAACUCAACUUAAACCUAUCUUUUUCAAAAAUUAAAAAAACCUAGAGUAUAAAAUCUAACAAUCUUCUUGUUUCUUCAACAAUUCCUUCGCUACCUCUCCUCUAUCCCCUUCCAUUUUCAAUCCAAAUUCAAAAAUCCUCUUUCUCAUCUCACUUGUCUCCAUAUCAACAUAAACCCCCCUAAGCUUCAUUCUCAACUCAUCCUCAUGACCUUCCAACUCCUUAAGCUCCCUUUCCUUAUCUCUCUUCACCCACUGAUUACUUUUCCGUUCCUGUACCAACUGGAUGACCUCCUCUACUUUCUCCACACAAAUUUUCUUGCUUACCCUUUUUACCUUCCUUCUUAAAUCCUCUAAGCUCUUUUGAGUCAGCUCAGUUUCGCUAAUUUUCUUAAGUCUUCGUAGUUCAGCUUCUGUUCGGCCGAUUUGGUUGGUGAAGUUCUUGUUCAUGGUGUUGAGCUUGGCUUCGACUUGGGGGUCGUACUUGGAGAAAGGGGCUUUUGAGCCAAGGAGUUUGUGGAGAGGAGCUUUUGGUU
Moneuplotes crassus is the source of this 2012-nucleotide messenger RNA. Lineage: Eukaryota; Ciliophora; Spirotrichea; Euplotida; Euplotidae. The record is from the annotation of a GenBank genome assembly.